AUGAUGGCGGAGGAGCUGAAGAAGGAGCAGGACACCAGCGCCCACCUGGAGCGGAUGAAGAAGAACAUGGAGCAGACCAUCAAGGACCUGCAGAUGCGGCUGGACGAGGCCGAGCAGCUGGCCCUCAAGGGCGGCAAGAAGCAGCUCCAGAAGCUGGAGGCCCGGGUGCGGGAGCUCGAGAACGAGCUGGAGCUGGAGCAGAAGCGCAACGCGGAGAACGUCAAGGGGAUGCGCAAGUGCGAGCGGCGCAUCAAGGAGCUCACCUACCAGGUGCGGUGGCCUGGGGGCCCUCGUUCUCCUUUUCUUACCCCAGUCUUGGCUCUGUACUGGUGUCUUUAUGUGGCACUGCUUGUGGUUCCUCAGCAGUGCAUGCACCAAGUCUGCCUCCAUUCCAAGGCUGCAUUGCAGAUUUUAGAAGGCCUCUCAUUCAAGCAAGCCCAUAGCUAUG
This is a messenger RNA of Gekko japonicus, 448 nucleotides long. RefSeq names its product myosin-7-like. The annotation marks the transcript as partial. The record is from RefSeq and is a predicted model, not a curated record. Gene Ontology annotation, biological process: actomyosin structure organization; peptidyl-threonine phosphorylation. Gene Ontology annotation, cellular component: cytoskeleton; cytoplasm. Lineage: Eukaryota; Metazoa; Chordata; Lepidosauria; Squamata; Gekkonidae. Gene Ontology annotation, molecular function: protein serine/threonine kinase activity. The transcript has a single exon.